UCUGUGAGACUUGUGUUAGUUAAUUAUGUAAGUGAACGGUUCACUCAGACUAUUAAUCAAAACAUAUAUACGCCCUUGCCAGCUUUAAACUACAAAAUCCGGUUGGGGACGUGAUAUCUGUCAGUGUAACUUACAACCCGGGCACGAUUUGGUUAAGAGCCAACGUGUGGUACGAUAUAGACAGACAUUUGAACACGCUGCCAAGAUGGAAGAGGCUCCUUUCAUUCUGUGCGCCAGACUUGCAGUCAUUGUGCUCGUAUAUCUGUGCACCUUUACUCUGCAAUGUGAGGCCCAGUACUGUCGGUGCGUGUGUGGAGAUAUUCGCCUGAUGACCUCCUGCAAGGAUUAUCUCAGUUCGAACAUGAAUUAUGGAAGCGGAUAUUACUGGAUAUAUCCAGACAGUGGUGACAUCUCCAAGCCGAUACAAGUGUUUUGUGAUCAAGAAACAGAUGGCGGAGGAUGGCUCAGAUUAUAUUACAAAUCUGGUCCUGCAACCUGCCAUAGCUAUCCAGGGUUUAAAUGGACAAGCGACCUUGUGAAUAGUAUGGGAGUUUACCAGGGAAUAUCUCAGCUGGCCGUUAGCGAUUCCGAGCAGACUGUUAACAGCAGUGGCUCUUGGGUGCUGGAGAACGCCAAAUGGAAUAGAUUUGUGGCAUGUGAUGCCAACAAAGUAUGUAGCCAGGGAGCACUGGAGGCACAGUACGGUUUCAGUGGCGAUGACGUCAUUGCGAAUCUUGCUAACUGUCGUACACCUACCAAUUCUUCCUGGUCACAGGCGUAUACUGGAGGUUACGCGUUUGUGGCUGGUCGCCUGGCCACUUUUGGGACAUGGAGCCGAAUGCAUUAUGGUUGUAACACCUGGGUGAACGUAGGGGACAACACGACGUUUCGCUUUGGGGGUGGUGUGCACCACAGUGGAGAAUUCGUCCACACCUCGUGCAAUGAUUACUAUCCUAAUCAGAGGAACAGCGUGACUUCCAAAUGGAAUACUGACAACGUGCGUGUCAUCUGGAUUCGUUAGCAGAGGUGAACGUGGGCACGAUACACGGAAGUGUUUGAUGUAAUCUGCUCUAAAGAUAUAUCUGAUGCAUUUUUCAAGACUGCCAUUUAAAAUUUACUUUAAAUCAAUUUUCCUAUUCCUAAGAUAUGGAUAAAAUCCGGGCUUGUAAAAUAGGAAAAUAAACAUGAUUGUGUCUUAAUCUUGA
Lingula anatina is the source of this 1205-nucleotide messenger RNA. RefSeq lists its product as uncharacterized. Lineage: Eukaryota; Metazoa; Brachiopoda; Lingulata; Lingulida; Lingulidae. The record is from RefSeq and is a predicted model, not a curated record.